Messenger RNA from Dibothriocephalus latus, 1176 nucleotides. The record is from the annotation of a GenBank genome assembly. Lineage: Eukaryota; Metazoa; Platyhelminthes; Cestoda; Diphyllobothriidea; Diphyllobothriidae.
AUGGAGCUUCAGAUAUCUGCACCCGGGAAGGUCAUACUCUUUGGCGAGCAUGCUGUUGUUUAUGGAUACCCGGCGAUCGCAGCAUCAAUCGAUCUGCGUGUUCGAUUAAAUGUCUCUGCAGGGCACCUCACUGACGCCGGCAGCGCAUUAUACCAUGUGAGCCUACCCGACUUAAAUGCACCUCCUGUGUGUCUGUCUGCCGACUGCAUAAACGAUGUCCGCUCUUCUCUAAUUAAGAACCGCAACAACCCCCAGGAAACUGUUCUUGAGAUUGUAUCAAGGCAAUGCCUAGUUUCAUCUGACCAACGCUUACUAAACAGUUUGGCUGUGAUCCUGUUGGCUGACGCCCUCGUGCACAUCGAAUGUUGCUGUGACUCUUGCCCGACCAAUAAACUGGUUCGCCCACUGAAUAUUCGCGUUACCUCAGAACUUCCGAUGGGCUCAGGACUUGGUUCUUCGGCAGCCUUUUGUACAGUCGUUUGCGCCUGUUUUCUACAUAUUCACGGUCAGGAUCCCUCGGCAGAUUCGUCCCAACUUGAGCGAAUCGCACAUGAGACAGAAAAACUGAUGCACGCCAUGCCUUCGGGAGUUGAUACUGCCAUCUGCGCCAGGGGUGGCAUCAUCUGCUUCCAACGACUUAACCCCUCGCAACGCUGUGAUACUCUGCCGGCUAAGUCCGGACCUCUUCUCCUUAUCAACACCCGAAUUCCACGAUCCACGGCGGUUGUUGUAUUAGACGUCGCCGCCGCUCGUUCCGCAGACACACAAAAGCACGGUCAUUUGAUGAAGGAAAUUGCGAGUGUUUGCACCCAGGCCACAGAUCACCUUUGCAACGGAAGACUGUUUUGCACCGAAUUUGAUCAACUAGUUUCCCGAAAUCAGGAUCUUCUGGAGCAGCUGGGUGUUUCGCACCCUGUUAUCGACGAGAUCGUACGCCGACUUGCAGAAUUCGGUGUCAGUGCCAAAUUGACCGGAGCAGGGAAAGGCGGAUGUGUUAUCGCGUUCUUGGAUGAAGAACGACAUUCUUUGACGUACGCAGAUGGCCUCUGCAAGAAGGACUUGGUAGUCAGAAUCCCCCUACGUGCAGAAGGGACUGUGAUCGCACACAAACUAUCCAAAGACCGCAAUUCGGUUAGAGUCGGCGUCCAAACUGCAGGUCCAGAUAGCCACUUUUAA